AGCCGAACUGGUCCAGAAUUUGAGCCAUUUCUGCAUCACCUUUCGAGGCAAUCGCAUCGUAGUAGGUUAUCAGUUUCGGUUUGUGGUGCUUUGAGCUGUCAAAUUAUGAGUGCAUCGGCCAGCGUAGAUUCCAAGCGGUCCUCGUACGGAACCGGUGCCGGUGAUGGAAGCCAGCGGGACGCUAGCACCGUUACGGUGCGGACCAUGGACGGAGGGCAGCACGCAGAGCAGGAGUCGGUCGCGCUGACCGUGGAUGGGUUCGGAACGGUGAAGAAUCCGUUGACGGGAGUGGUGGAACCGGUGAAGCGGUUCACGUGGGUUAAUGAGAGUGGGAUGUCGGUGCAGGUCAUUUCGUACGGGGCGAUUAUUACGUCGGUGAAGGUUCCUGGGAGGGAUGGAUCGCUGGAUGACGUGGUGAUGGGGUUCGAUGACAUUCCCGGUUACCAGACAGCGAAUAAUCCUUAUUUUGGGGCGACGGUUGGCCGCGUUGCGAAUCGGGUUGGAGGAGCGAAGUUUACGAUUGAUGGGGUUGAGUACCUGGUGACGAAAAACUGGGAGAACCGACACCAGCUGCACGGCGGGAAGAUUGGGUUCGACAAGUUCAACUGGGCGUCAUAUGUUAACGGGACGGUCGUCACGUUGACCCACACGAACCCGGAGGGACACGAGGGAUAUCCGGGAGCGGUUCUAACGUCGGUCACGUAUCAACUGACGAAUGACAACAAGUUUUUGGUAAAGUUCCAAGCGACCUCCAGCCAUCCGACGCCGAUCAACCUGACGAACCAUUCCUACUUUAAUCUGGCCGGUCACGCCACCGGCCACGAGGAGGUCUACCGGCACAUCAUCACGCUGAACGCGGAUCGUAUCACCGAAACGGACGAAGAUUCGAUUCCGAGCGGGAAUUUCCUGUGUGUUGGUGGAACGCCGUACGAUCUGCGCAUUCCUCGGGAGCUGGGCCCGGCCAUGUCGCGGGCUCCGGGUGAAGGUUACGACAACAACUUCUGCAUCACAAAGGGUACGGAGCAGGGACUGACGUUCACGGCGCGGGUUGUGCAUCCUCGGUCUGGCCGGUUCCUUGAAGUGUACACGGACCAACCCGGCGUUCAGCUGUACACGAGCAACGGCAUGCCGGAUCCGAAUCGGAAUAUCCGUCCCCGAGCAAUCAACGCUCCGGACUACUACGAGGUGACCCAUCUGGAACCGGUGGUGCCAGCGAUGACCUCAGACCCACCGAUCCGCGGCAAGGGCGGUGCCAAGUACUUCAAGCACGGUGCCUUCUGUCUGGAAACGCAAAACUUCCCCGACGCCAUCAACCACGCCAACUUCCCCAACUCGGUUCUGGUCCCGGGCGAAACUUACUCACACGAGGUCGUCUACAAGUUUGGAAUCUACGAGGAGGAUUGAAGUUCUUUCUAUCACAGAAUAAACGUCUCUAAAUAAGCAGUCAAAAUCAG
This is a messenger RNA of Culex pipiens pallens (northern house mosquito), 1454 nucleotides long. RefSeq names its product galactose mutarotase. Bases 106 to 1404 code for a protein of 432 amino acids. The transcript is spliced from 3 exons. The record is from RefSeq and is a predicted model, not a curated record. Gene Ontology annotation, biological process: glucose metabolic process; beta-D-galactose catabolic process via UDP-galactose, Leloir pathway. Lineage: Eukaryota; Metazoa; Arthropoda; Insecta; Diptera; Culicidae. Gene Ontology annotation, molecular function: aldose 1-epimerase activity; carbohydrate binding.